Messenger RNA from Pogoniulus pusillus (Red-fronted tinkerbird), 1895 nucleotides. It is a transcript of the gene TXNDC15, whose product is annotated as thioredoxin domain containing 15. Lineage: Eukaryota; Metazoa; Chordata; Aves; Piciformes; Lybiidae. The record is from RefSeq and is a predicted model, not a curated record. Gene Ontology annotation, biological process: cilium assembly. Gene Ontology annotation, cellular component: cilium. The transcript is spliced from 5 exons. Bases 80 to 1045 code for a protein of 321 amino acids.
GCCUCUGGUUCCGUAGGAAGCGGCCGUUGUCCGGGGAGACGCAGUCCCGCGGAGCGCCGGGCCCGGGGCCGAGCCGGGGAUGUGGCGGCUGCUGCUGGCGCUGGCCUGGCUCUUUAGGCCCUUCCCUGCAGGGGCGGCGGCGGAGCAGAGUGCCGGGGAGCAGCCGCAUGCCCCCGAGAGCGGCGAGCCGGUGCGGUACCGGACUGCGGAGAUGGCGGACGCUAUGUUGGGCAGCGGGCUCCCCGCGCAGCAGGCCGUGACGCUCUCGGCGGUGCCGGGGGGGGCGCAGGGCGGCCAGGCCCUCCCCGUCGCCAGAGGCGCUUGCGGUGCUGCGGCCGGAGGCGAUGCGUGCGUGGCAGGCAGCAGCCCUGAAGUUGCCCUCGGGCCGGCGGGCGGCCAGGGUAGGGAGCAGGCUGUGCUGGAGACUGUACCGCCUGCGCCUGCCGAGGAGCCGAACAACACUGACAGCGCCAAAGCUCCCAAAGUGAACUGCGAGGAGAGAAACACUACCGGUAUCGACCGCUUCACGGUGCAGAUCCUGAACGUGUCCCAGGACCUGAUGGAGUUCCUGAACCCAAACAGCAGUGACUGUACCUUAGUCCUGUUCUACACACCCUGGUGCCGCUUUUCCGCCAGCCUGGCACCCCACUUUAAUUCUUUACCUCGGGCCUUUCCAGCUCUUCACUUCCUGGCACUGGAUGCAUCUCAGCACAGCAGUUUAUCAACCAGAUUUGGAACCGUGGCUGUCCCCAAUAUCCUCCUUUUCCAAGGUGCUAAGCCAAUGGCCAGGUUUAAUCACACAGACAGGACGCUGGAAACGCUCAAAGACUUCAUUUUUAACCAGACAGGUAUAGAAGCUAAAGGUGCCGUGGCUGUGACCAAGGAGGACUGGGAGGGUCCCCUGCCCAGCGUUCUGACCAAAGGCAUCGACUGGCUGCUGCUCUUCUCUGUGCUUUUCCUGGCCAGCUUUGUCCUGUAUGCCACUGUUCGGACCGAGAGCAUUCGCUGGCUUAUCCCUGGGCAGGAGCAUGAGCACCAGGAGUAGCUGGAGGUGCUGACACAGGGCCACAGUUCCCCAGCAGUGGUGACCUGGGAAUCUGUAUGGACUGGGAGUACAGAAGAGUGAACCCUUAAAUGUCUUGGCUAUAAUUUAUAAUCCUGACUGCAAAUCUGCUUUGUUUUCCAAUGGACUUAUCAAAAGCAAAGUCAAGGUGGUUCAUGUGGGAAGUAACAAACACGACCCAGUCUGAGCCAAACCGGUGUUUAUGAAGCUGCUCUGGCAGCUUGCUUCUCAUGGACCUUGCUGCACAGGCUCUGCUUUGCUCUUCUGAAGAGCUCCCUGUGUGUUAAGACUGAUACAGUGAGAUCGUUACUGCACUUUGGCCCUGCUUGGCACAGCAGCAGAGCUGCAAGCUGGGGACCCUGUGCAGCUCCUGCAGACAUGGGAACCGGAGCGUCCGGGUGGCUGACGUGGGCAGCACGGAACGAGGCUGCGUUAGCCCACGCGGGUCAUGCAGCUUUUGACUGCUGUGUUCGGAGGGGACGUGCUGCUGAGUGCUGAUGUUGCUGAACUAGUUUGACACUCAGUAAAGUAAACCAGGAAGGAAAAGGCACUUUGAAAGAGUGGGCUUCAGGUGAGCUGUUACAGACCAGUGGCAGUUCAGAAAGGUGCCACAGCUCGUGGCAGGGUGACUGUUUCCCACCUUGGUGCUAGGGUUACAGCCUGCUGCACCUUCUGGGUUCUGAGUUUCAUGGCAGGGCCUUCUAGGAGGUAAAGUAACCUGCAGAACUCAACUCACCUCAUUCUCUUUAACACAACUUCUCUAUCCCAUUCCUAGAGAAUUAAAUCUGCCACUGUCCUUACUAGUUUUAAAAUAAACCAAGUUUUAAUGCAA